GACGAAGUUGCUAAAGUGUUGGAUUCGGAAGAUCCAUCACGAUAUCGGAUCCCAUUGAGUGUCGGUGAAAUCGAAUGUAUUCGUGACAAUAAAGGCGAAAAUGCAGCUAAGAUUGACGUAAUCGUGAAUACGAAUUUCUUCACGAAUCGACUUCAAAAAAGUGAAUUCUUCCGGCAUCUUCUCCUGUUGGUCACUUCCGAGGCGAUCAAGAAGAAACACGCUAUAGAACUCAAUCCAAACUGA
This is a messenger RNA of Anisakis simplex (herring worm), 243 nucleotides long. The record is from the annotation of a GenBank genome assembly. NCBI's taxonomy places the organism in Eukaryota, Metazoa, Nematoda, Chromadorea, Rhabditida, Anisakidae.